AAUCUAUCAAUGAAGCAACUGUAUUAGAGAGAAAUUUAAAGAAAUAAAAUUCAAAUAUUAUGUUAUAUAAAGCAGCUUAACUCCAACAUAAGAGGCGCGCCCUGGCCUGGAAAGACCUAUUAUGGAUCUUCCUAAACUCAGUUAAAACUGUCCAGAUGCCUUUGAGAACAUAUUCAUACUAAUAGGAUCCAUCAUUUAGCAAUGCUUAGGUUCAGUGAUAUGAUCACAUCCAAAGUGAAAGUAUCCCAGUCUAGCCAAAUUAUUACAUCUGCAAAUAAUGUGAUGGGCGUUUCAUCCUCUAGGCCACAUAGCCUGCAGGUAGGUGGAGGUCUCACUCACACCCAAAUUGUAAAGGUGCCUAUUUAUUUAUCAGCCCUCAAAAGUUUUUUUCCAGCUUCUUUCCAGGUAACUAAACUUAAACAGCUUCGAAUGGGGAGCCAAAUUAAAUCGAAUUCGGUACAUUUGUUUAGGUGCUCCCGCUUACAAGGUAUAGGUUUUUCGGCCGCCUUCUUGAUAGGAAAGUACUUUCGGUGAAGUAUACAUAAAUUUAGAGGACUUCGAGGAGAAGUCUUAGUCCAAGUUUCAUUAAAAUCGGUACUUUAAUUUUGGUGCUACAGAUUUUUCGGCAUUUGGAAAGAAAGGGUAGACCCCCUUUGUCAAUGACAUCGAAUCUCAAAACAAUUGGCGCUGUAGUUUUAGAGAAAAGCCCUGGACGGACGGAUUUUUUAAAUUUGAUUUUUGGAUCCUACAUAUCUUGAAACGUAAAACUUCAAAUUUUGAAGGGGAUUAACUUUUUAAUUCUUGGUCGUUUAAAAAGGUUAAUUAUUGCAAAUAAUAAAUCAAAAUUAAUGUCUCAACCAUAUGUAAUCCAUCUGGUUAACAAGUUCCUCUGUUACAUCCUAUGCUAUCCAUGAACUAAAAUAUUGGAAACCUUAUCAAUUAUAGAGUUAAUUGUUUAAAAUGAGCAUAGAUUAUUACAAGCAAAGAUAUGUGCCAAAUAAUUACGCCCAAUAUUCAUCUGAGAAUUCUGCAUUCGUAUCAUCUACCGAUAUCACCAAUGAACUUGGACAAAGAAUUGACAAAACAGAAAAAGCUCUUUACCAAAAAAUAAAAGAUUUGGACCGUCAGGAGACAAGUUGUACAAAACAUUCGAUUUACGUAGGAUCUUGUGGAAUAGCUUUGCUUUACCUUCAUAAAUACAUGAAGCAGAACGAUAGCGAUGCAUUGGCGAGAGGAAAAAGAAUAAUAACUGAUGCUAAUGAAAAGUUCAAAAAUAGAGGAAUCAGUUUCCUCCAAGGUGAUGCUGGGCCCUUAGCUUUGGGGUUUUUAUUUAAUGCAUAUACAUCUGGAAGUACCUCACCAACUGAUUACUCUCGUAGAUUAUGUACUUUAGCUGAUAAGAACGCAAACUCAGCGAGUGAACUUUUAACUGGAAGGGCUGGAUAUCUUUAUGCUUUGCUGUUUGUUCAGAAACACUUUAAAAACAUAAUAUCAGACGAAUUAUUGAGGAAGCAAAUAAGUAUCAUACUUCAUGCUGGAGUGCAGAGAGCAGAAAUAACACCUUGUGAAGCACCAUUAGUCUACGAAUGGUGUGAUAAUAAUUACUUAGGAGCAGCCCAUGGUGUCGCCGGAAUUCUCUACAUUUUACUUUGUUGUUCACAUUUACUGACACCGACUGAAAAAAACAACUUGAUACAGCCUACGAUUGAAUGGUUACUUUCUCAACGUUUUCCAUCCGGCAACUUCAAGCCAGACCCGGACACGAACCAAGACAAUCUUGUUCAGUGGUGCCACGGAGCACCAGGAUUCGUUCAUCUUUUCACACUGGCCAGUGAGGUAUUCAAGUCACAAAAAUACUUAGAAGUAGCACUUCAGUGUGGUGAAAUCGUUUGGGAAAGAGGCCUGCUAUCGAAAGGAUAUUCGAUUUGCCAUGGAGUAUCGGGAAACGCUUAUGCUUUUCUCGAGUUAUAUAAAUACACAAAGAGUGUGAAACACCUCCAUAGAGCAGCUUGUUUUGCCGAUUGGUGCACUUAUUAUCCUAGAAACGAAUACAUGAAACCUGACCACCCGUUUUCACUGUUUGAAGGUUUAGCUGGACUGGUUUACUUCUUAAAUGACAUUAGAAAACCCACUAUGUCAUGUUUUCCUGCUUAUGGAUUGUAAAUAAUGCCUCUUUAAAACAUUUAAGUUGAAAAUAAAUUGUUUUAUGGAAUCAAAUUUCAUUUUUCCAAUAUAUAUA
Molecule: messenger RNA, 2239 nt
Organism: Nezara viridula (southern green stink bug)
Lineage: Eukaryota; Metazoa; Arthropoda; Insecta; Hemiptera; Pentatomidae
Source: the annotation of a GenBank genome assembly